AUGAAGACUGAAAGUGCCGAACGAUGGCCGAGGAACCAUGUUGAACCCGAGUUGACGGAUCGGGGUCCAAGGCUGGAGGACAUGUGCUCAUGCAAUUGCCAUGCCAUGAACUCCCUCGUGAUGAUCACAGAGGUUAACAUCGGCUGGGGAGGUGGCAGAUGUCAGAGAGACCGCCACCAAUUUCCUCCAACACGGCUGAGAAUGUACUUCGUAAGCGCUGUGAUCCUAUCGGACGCCAAAGGUAUUGCGAUCCGUACGCUUCGAAUGGCGAAUGGGGCAGACAAUCAAUACCUUUACAAAGUCCACGAAGGGCAUGGUGAUUUGUUGGUGUCCGGUGAGGCCUUUGUGUUCCGGGCGAUGGAGAGGGCAAGCUCGCAGACACUCGGGCGGGACGACAUGGUGUACGGAGUUAAAGUCGGGAGCAGCCGAUAUAUGAGACGAAUCGAUGGUAAUAUCAAGCCGACACUCAUCGUCGCAACUCCAGGUAGAAGCAGCUCGCUCUGCCAUGCCUGCUGUCGGUCUUCACCCUGGAACGGGACGCGCUAUCAGACGCCUCAUUUCCUCUUCGCCGGCAUUUCUGCUACAUGGGCCUGCUCUGCCGUUCGACUCGCUUCGACUCGCCCUUCAGCCUGGCGGAUGGAUAAUAUCUGUGGUAUUUCGAAUAAACCCCCCCCGUUGUUCCUGGAGGACUGUCACCACGUUAUCGGCAUCACCCUCCUUCUCGAGGACGAUAGCAUCCAGAAGCGUCAUACCACUACGGUACAGCCGGCUCGGGUGAGAGUAGGUAAAGGCGCCGGGCAGUCCCGUCCUGGAUUCCAUUAUUGGGCUGGUGCUGCAGCUGUCACUGGCGUCGACGCCGCCAGCCUCCCUUUCCACGUAUUACCUCGACUCGUCGAGUCACUUGACUCCAGGAACCAAGAAACUUUUGAUUCGCGGAGGUCGCCAUCGCAUGGCAUGGGCUUCGUGGGGAAAGCUCCGGGUGUAACCAAUCCCGAGCACUGA
Messenger RNA from Sodiomyces alkalinus F11, 1002 nucleotides. RefSeq lists its product as hypothetical. Bases 1 to 1002 code for a protein of 333 amino acids. Lineage: Eukaryota; Fungi; Ascomycota; Sordariomycetes; Glomerellales; Plectosphaerellaceae. The record is from RefSeq and is a predicted model, not a curated record. The transcript has 11 exons.